UCCCCUUAAUUUUGUUGCAUGUUUUCAAAAUGUUUCAAUUUGAGAAUUUGAAGAUAUAGUUUACGUUAAUUUUUGUAGUUGAUCAUGGGAUUUUUUAGAAAAUUUGCAGAUAUCGGAAAGUUUCUUGGUAAGCAAGCCCAAGUAAAGGCAAAGAAACCAUUGCAGCAAUACAGGGCUAUAGAAAGGGCACAAAAAGUUAUUGAAGAACAUAAAACCAAUCCUAAACGAGCACCCAUGAAUUUACCAAACAGAAAAUUUACAGAAGAGGAAAUUGAAAGUUCAAAGAAAUAUUUAAAAGCUACUUUAGAAGUUGACGACAAGUUUAUUUCAAAACUAUCCCAAGUUAAAGUUACUUCGGAUGAUUCAGAUAUUUCCAAGUUUACUUCUGAUCAACACAGCCAUGAGAGACCUAAAGAGUUGACAGAAAAAUUACCAAUAAAAGGGAAAUUUCCCUUCCAGUCAAAUGAACCAACUGAAAUACCAAGAGGUUUGGCCGAAAUACAAACAUUGGUAGAUAUUCUUCAUAACCAUAAACUUGACCCAAAUGAUUGGACAGCUGAAGUUUUAUCUGAAAAAUUUAAGUUGCGAACAUCUGACGUUGCGGGUCUUUUAAAAUAUUCUGCUUUAAUUGAUCCACAAGACAAGGGAAAACUGUAAAGUUGUUUUUUAAGUAAAUGGAUUCCUGUUCCACAACAAUUUGAUCUUUUUGAUUAUAUUAACUUAUAGUAGGGCGGGGGGAGAUGGGACACAUUUUCAUUCUAUUUUCUUGUCCCAUUUGGUAGUAAACAAAGAACAAUCAAAGUAUUGUAAAACCGUAUUCUCACAACUCCAACAGACCUUAUUAUUAAUUGUUUAAAACACUAUCUAGAUAUUUGGAUAUUAUGUGCUAAAGGUGUCCCAUCUUCCCCACCCUACUAUAUAUAGUUCGCCAUAUUUGCUACUGGAAACUUUUUUCAAGACAAUCAGACACUAUAAAAUAAAUAAAUCCAGUUAAACUCUUGUUUUAAAAAAACGUUUUAUUUGUAUAAACAAUUGCUGUUGUUUCCUUUAUAAUAUUAAUAAUUUAUUAAAAUCAGUUAAAUUAAAUGUCAUUGGAUAAAAUUGUCGUUUCCAAUUUCUGUAUUUAUUGUAUUGCAGCUUGCUUAAUAUUUCGUAUCUUUCCCCAGCGCUAACAAUAGGUAGCUUAUUGUAGCUGGUAAUGUUAUAAUUAUGAGAAAUCUAUCUUCACUUCGUUGUUUAUUUUGUGCAUACCCUAAAAACAAGUUUCUUUCCAAGUAUUUCUCCAACCAAGUUCACACGGAAGCAGAACAGAUCAUCAAAGAAAAACGUGUCAUAUUUUCUGGUAUCCAACCAACGGGGAUUCCCCACAUCGGAAACUACCUCGGAGCACUAAAACAUUGGGUGGAAUUACAAAAUGAAUCUGAUGAUAUUUAUUACAGCAUUGUAGAUCUACACUCACUAACUAUUCCUAAGAGUAGAGACUUCAUGCAAGACAGCAUAUUUAACAUUACGGCUUGCUUACUUGCAUGCGGUGUUGAUCCUGACACAACAGUGUUAUAUCAGCAAUCAUCUGUACCUGAACACACACAGUUAUCAUGGGUGAUUGGGUGUAUUGUGCCCGUCAAUCGACUCAAACAUUUGCCUCAAUGGAAGGUAAAAUAUAUGUGCAACGUUUUUGUUUUAUUUUUUUUGCAAAUGCCUUUUCAAAAGCUGGGGUGUCUUCAAAUAAAGUUAUUAAUAUUUUCACUUCUCUUUACAGAUCCAACUUUUGCUCGCAUCAGAGAUUUUCGUGACCCUCGCGUUAAAAUGAGCAAAUCUUCACCAAGUAUUAAUGGAAGAAUAGAAUUAACCGACACAGAUUCGGAAAUUCGUUUAAAAAUCAAACGAGCUGUAACUGAUUCUACUUCUCAAGUAACUUAUGAUCCUGAAAAUAGACCGGGUGUUUCAAACCUUAUCCAGAUUCAUUGCGGAAUGUGUGACAUUACCCCAGAGAAGGCAUGUUCUCUUGCAUGUAAUAUGGACACUGGUAAAUACAAGUCACUCGUUGCUGAUGCUGUGAUAGAACAAUUGUCUCCAAUAAGAGAAAAAUAUCUUAAAAUUCGAAAAGAUGAGGUGAAAUUAAAAAUGGUUUUGGAUCAUGGUGCUAAACGUGCACGAGUUGUUGCCAAGUCAAACUGGGAAUCUAUACGAGAGUUAUUGGGAAUUAAUAUAGCAGAAAUUUCAUGAUAUUUUUGUAUUAUUUGCAUUAGAAAAAUAAACCAUUUAAAAUGAUGACUUAAA
Molecule: messenger RNA, 2280 nt
Organism: Ciona intestinalis (vase tunicate)
Lineage: Eukaryota; Metazoa; Chordata; Ascidiacea; Phlebobranchia; Cionidae
Source: RefSeq, a predicted model, not a curated record